UUUACGAAAUUGGGUUAUCGUUGAAAAGAUGGAGCGGUCAAUAUGUGAAAUAUUACAAAUAGAAAUAUAUAUUAGUAUUAAAACGAUUUAAAUUUUAUUUUAAUUUAUCUUAGUGAUGCUAUAAAAUUUAAAUUUAUGUGAUUAUUCGUAAAACUAUUUAAAAAAAUUGCAAUUUUUAACAUAUACUGUGCUCCAAUCACGGAAGAACCAUUAUGUUGUGUCAACGUAAUCGACGGCAGCACUGACGCCUCUUCAGUAAUUAACCAAACAAAAUGGACACCAAGAUAACGAUUAAGCGAACAUUCGUGCAGUAGAUUUACAUGGAAUGUCCAGAAGAAUGGGAUUAACGUGUAUGCUACAGCAUAAAAGACGUGGAUUAACAAUGGGCACGUUAAUGUCUAAAAGAGAGAUUAUAAGAUAUUCUCUUAAGCCUAAGAUAGAGGCGAAGAGUCCUGCAGCAUAGACAUGGACUCGUACGAUUUGUUUGGUGAAGAUGUUAGUGGCUCGAUGCUUGAUGCUCUUCCUGACCUCGGGGGGAACGAUCAUUUUGACCCUGCAGGCACAAGUAAUUCUGUGGUAGUAUCUAGAGAUGGUCCAAACCCUGGUGUUAAUGGAGGAGGGAGUUAUAUUAGUCAGUCUUAUAUAUCUCAAGAAUCUCCACUUCAAAAAUUAACUUCGUUUGGUGGAUCUGAUUUUGGAAGUUCUAAUCAAUUACAAAAUCCAUCACAACGCAACAUGUUUAAUCAAAAUCUUGGUACAUUUGAUAAUGGUGCACCACAGCGUGCUAUGGUGCCAGGAGCAUUUCAAAAUCAAGCUCGAAAUAUGGCACCACAACAUAGAGGGCCUCAUCCUGGUAGUGGAGGACAAUAUCCUAACUAUAAUGAUAAUAUGUAUUCAAUGGAACAACAGCAUUCAAUGACUAGAGCAAACAUGUCUAUAGAUCCAAGUAUGCAAGGUUGGCCAGGUAGUGGAAGUGCUUAUCCACAAAUGCAGAGACAUUAUAAUCAAAUGGCACAACCUGGCACUUAUCGACAACAUAUACCUCCACAGUAUUCUCAUCAACAAGAUCAAAGUGGAGUGAUGAAUCAAAAAUUACAACAACAACAACAUUUCAGUAAUCAGCAAAGUAUGAUAGGAAAUAUAGGUGUACCACAUCAAGCAAUGCAACCUGGUGGAACAGGUAGUGUUUAUCAACAUAUGGUUGGACAACAGCAACAUUAUCAACAAGGAAAUUCAGUUACAAUGUAUCAAACAUCUCCUGGAUAUCCAGGUUUUGCCUCAGCUAUCCAUCAACAACAGCAACAACAGCAGCAACAACCUCAACAACAACCACAGAGAAUGCCACACCAUCAUCCAUCUCAUCAAACACAUCCUUCUCAUCCUCAACAAUAUCCUCAACAUUCACAACAUCCAAAUACACAACAGCAACAACAAAUAGAUUCUCAAUAUUCUCAUCAUACAACUUCAAUGUUUAAUCAACCUCAACAUUCUGGACCAACAACACAAUUUGGUACAGCUAAACAUGCUACAAGUCCACAAUAUCGUGCAACUUUUCCACAAUUAUCACCUCAAAUGUCACCUAGACCUCAGAUGUCACCACGACCACCAGCAGUACAGCAACAAAUGUCUCCUAGACCUAUUAUGUCACCAGCUAAACCUAAUACAUUAUCUCCACAUCCACAUGUUCAACUGCCACAUCAACAAUCAAAUCAAACUGGUACAAUGUCUGUAUCACCUUGUCCUCCAACUUCAAUGCAAAUGAAUCCAACAUCACAACAAACUACUCUUCAAGCAUUGGAACAAAUGGUGAUUCCAGGUGUUACUGUAUCAAAUUCAAAUGUUUCAAAUCAAGAUUAUAAUCAAUUUCAGACACGUCCAUCAAUUUCACAAGCACCAAAUGUUUUACCUCAAUCUACCGCACAAAAUUCUAUGUCACCAAUAACAGGUCCUAGAAUGCCAAUGCCAACCCAGUGGUCACAUCAACAACAACAACAACAGCAGCAGCAACAACAACAACAACAACAACAACAAAUAAGGCCAAAUGUGAAUGAAGAUAGAAAUGUAGUAGAAUCUCAACCUCCAGUAUCUGAACAAAACUCAUCAAUGUUUCCAGUAACUGGAACUGAAACUAUUCAUAGUGUUGCAGAAACUACAGUUAGAGAUUCUACAGAUUCUGUUCGUAAUGCAAUUGAAUCUUCAAAAUCAGAGAAUGAAACAUUACAUCAAAAUGUUCAAGAACAACAAGAUGUGCUUAAUCAACAAACUGAUACUUUGAUGCAAAAUAAUUCACAAAAUAAUUCACCUUUAGAACAUUCAUCUGGGAAAAUGUCUCAAGAAACUGUACAAUCUUUACCAACUUCUAGUACAAACGGAAAUGCUGAUUGUUCAAAUAUUUCAACAUUAUCUCAACAACAAUUAACACAAAAUCAAAUUCAGAUUUCUGUUUCUACUAUUGAGAAUCAGAAUACAUGUGAUAAGAAACCAAAUGAUCAACAUUUAGAACUGACUUCAAUAAAUUGUCAAACUAAUAGUGCAACUUUACAGACUCAACAACCUGCUAUUAAUAAUCAGACGCAACAACAGCAGCAGCAUAAUCAACAACAAUCUAUUAGUUGUCCACAACAAUCAGUACAACAAAUUCACAUAAAUCAAUCUCAAGUAGUAUCAACACAACAAUCUCCAAUACCAUCUCAACACACAUUGCAAUCUUCACAAUCACAAAUGAAUCAAGUACAACAACCUCAAACAAAUCAACAAUCACCUUCUCAAUCACAAUUACAACAAAUAAAUACUCCUCAACAACAAGUAUCAGUUACUCAAUCUCAACAAUCUUCAAUAUCACAGCCACAAAUUUCACAAUCUCAAUUGCAAUCCCCAUCAUCUCAACAAGCUCCAAAUUGUAUAAAUCAAGUUCAAUCAACACAACAAUCUCAAUCACAUAUAAAUUCACAAGUUAGUGUAAUUCCGCAAAAUACUCCAUUAGUUUCAUCUCAAAUGUCACAGAUACAAACUCCUUUACAAAAUUCAGGCUCUCAGUUGCAAAACCAAACUAAUCAAGUUCCAUCUACACAUCAACAACAGAUACCUACAGUUAAUCAAAGCAAUAAUAUAGUAUUGCCAUCUCAUCAAACUGCAGUAUCAGUGCCAAAUUCACAAACUCCUCAUCAAGUGCAACAAAAUUUCACGGACUAUACAAAUAUCCAAAAAAAUAACAUUUAUUCAAAUGAAAUAUUAGUGGGUUCUGCUCAACAAUAUCCCUCUAGUGGUGAUAUCAUUAGUGGUAGUACUAUGCCAAAUAUGUAUAAUAUACCACCAAAUUCAACAUCAACAGUUACAUCUGGUAGCUUUGGUACUUCAUGUACUCCAGUUACACAUCAUCAAGAAAGAGCUGCAUUACAACAGCAAUUGCAAGAAUUAUAUUGUAUGCCUCCAGCAUCUGAAAAUCAAGAAAAAAUUGUUUCUAUCCAAGAAAAAUUACAAGCUUUGCAACAACAUGAAAGUAAUGAUCAAUGCAAUGGUGGUCCACAAUGCAUAUUGCAAAGUCCAAUGUUUACAACAACUGUUGUUGAUAGUCCACAGGUUUCUAGUACUACUGGUCGUGGUCGUAGUAAAGGCACACCUAGAGCUAAAAAAAGUAGAAAAAAGGCUGAUAAAGAGGCUGUUACACCUAUAACGAUUACUCAGCAGCAGCCAGAACAACCAUUAUCAGACAAUCAAGUAACUCCUGGAGAUAGUAGUAAUGUUGUUGAUAGUGCUGCAGAUUCUGAGGAUAUUAAACCAUCUUCUGGUGAUAUAGAAGAAGAAUGGAAUAAAGGCAGGAAAUCGCGACCUCCUCCUAGAAAACCACGUAAACCAAAAGAACCAAAAGAACCAAAAGAGCCAAAAGAACCAAAAGUUAAAAAAGAACCAAAACCACCAAAGGAAACAAAAUCUCCAAAAGCGCCAAGAAAGAGAAAUAAAGACAAAGAUUCAACAAAACGUAAUAGAAAAAAAACUAAUCAUUCUGAAUCAGCUGAUGAUGAAAUUGCACAAGAAACUGAAGAAACUGCUGUCUCUGAUUCAAGUGCAGUUAAAGAAUCAGAUACAAAAUCAUCUGAACCAUCCAUUCAAAGUGAUCAUGAACAAGUACAUUCUUCAACUACUGAAUUAUUAGUAGCAGAAACAAAAGAUCAAAAUAAACAGAAAGGAGAUUCGGAAGAUAGUCCAACAGAUGAAAAAAAAGAAGAAAAUUCAGAUGCAGGUACAAUUACAGAAACUGCUACACCUAAUAAGAAAAAAGCUGCUGCUCGUAAGAGAUCAGUUGGAAAAGUUUCAUUAGGAAAAUCUCCUAGAAGUUCAAAAAAGCGAAAAAGUCGAAUUGCACCUGAUUCUGAUGGUGAAGAAUUAGCCGCAACGCCUCCACCAUCACCAGAAGCUGGAGAUGAUAAUAAAAGACGUUCUGCAAGAAAUACGCAUCGUAAGAAAUAUGUGGAUGAUGUAAUGCUUAGAUUUUCAGAUGACGAUGUACCUCUUCAGGAUUCUCAACUUUCUAAAAAAGUAGAGGGUACAAAUACUGCAAAACCUGUUUCUGUUAAAAAGGAUAAUGAAGGUGGUGAAGUUGGACCUAAUAAACCUAACUUUGUAUAUAUAAAUACAACAGAUGAAGAUUCUAUGGUUGUGCAACAUAUUUUAUGUUCUCGUAUGGGAAAAAGAGAAAUUAAACCUACACUUCCAGAAAUGAAAAAUGAAACAUCUGAUGAAAAAAAUGAGAAUUCAUCUGAAAUAAAAAAUAAAGAAGAAGAAAAUGAAUCAAAAGAAGAAAAUUCUAGAAAAGAAUCUGAAACAAAUAAGGAUGAAAAUGAUAUUAAGAAUUCUGACGAUAAAAGUAUUAAUGAUAAUGUUACAAAAGAUAAAAGUAAAAAUGAAGUUAUAGAAUCAAAACAAGAAAAUACUACAAUAGACGUUAAACCUCAAAUAGUAGAAGUUGAGGAAUAUUUUGUUAAAUAUAGAAAUUUUUCAUAUUUGCAUUGUGAAUGGAGAACUGAAGAAGAGUUAUAUAAGGGUGAUAAACGAAUUCAAGCUAAAUUAAAGAGAUUCAAACAAAGACAGCAACAAAAUACUAAUAUAUUUGAAAAUACUGAAGAUGAUCCCUUUAAUCCAGAUUUUGUAGAAGUGGAUAGAGUACUUGAUGAGGCAACUCAUACUGAUCCAACAACUGGAGAAACUUUAAAACAUUAUUUAGUUAAAUGGCGAUCUCUUCAAUAUGAAGAUUCCACUUGGGAAUUGGAAGAAGAUGUUGAUCCAGAAAAGAUAGCUCAAUUUAUAAAAUUCAAUAAAGUACCUCCUAAAGAUCAAUGGAAGCCAAAAAAGAAACCAAAUGCGUCAUCAUGGGUAAAAUUAGAAGAAUCACCAAUUUAUAAAAAUAAUAAUAGUUUGCGACCAUAUCAAUUAGAAGGUCUUAAUUGGUUGCUUUUUUCCUGGUAUAAUGGACAUAAUUGUAUUCUUGCGGAUGAAAUGGGUUUAGGAAAAACAAUACAAUCCUUAACAUUUGUGGAUGCAGUAUACAAGUAUGGAAUUCGUGGACCAUUUUUAAUAAUAGCACCGCUUUCAACCAUUCCAAAUUGGCAACGUGAAUUCGAAAGUUGGACGGAUAUGAAUGUUAUAGUAUAUCAUGGAUCUGCAGCAAGUCGAACUAUGCUUCAAGAGUAUGAAGUUUACUAUAAGAAUGAAAAAGGACAACAAAUUAAAGAUUUAAUCAAAUUCAAUGUAUUGAUAACUACAUUUGAAAUAAUUAUAACAGACUUUAAUGAAUUACGAGGAUAUAAUUGGAGAUUAUGUGUUAUAGACGAAGCUCAUAGGUUAAAGAAUAGAAAUUGUAAAUUACUUGAAGGUCUCCGUCAAUUAAAUUUAGAACAUAGAGUUCUUUUAUCUGGUACACCUUUACAAAAUAAUGUCAAUGAACUUUUUUCAUUAUUGAACUUUUUGGAACCAGUACAGUUUUCUAGUAGUGAAGCAUUCCUUAAAGAAUUUGGUAAUUUGAGUAGUGAAAGUGAAGUCCAUAAAUUACAACUUCUUUUGAAGCCAAUGAUGUUACGCCGACUUAAAGAAGAUGUAGAAAAAUCGUUAGCUCCAAAAGAAGAAACAGUAGUUGAGGUGGAAUUAACAAAUAUACAAAAAAAAUAUUAUCGUGGUAUCCUUGAAAGAAACUUUUCUUUUCUUGCAAAGGGAACUACUUCAGCUAACAUUCCGAAUCUCAUGAAUACAAUGAUGGAAUUAAGAAAAUGCUGUAUUCAUCCAUUCCUACUUAAUGGUGCAGAAGAUCAAAUACAAUUGGAUUAUAAAACUGGUGAAAAAGAAGAUUCAGAAGCUUACUAUCAUGCAUUAGUAAAUAGUUCUGGAAAAAUGGUUCUAAUUGAUAAAUUAUUACCGAAACUUAAAGCCAGUGGUCAUAGAGUGUUAAUAUUCAGUCAGAUGGUGAAAUGUUUAGAUCUUUUGGAAGAUUAUUUAUUGUAUAAAAAAUAUCCAUAUGAAAGAAUUGAUGGUCGAAUUCGAGGAAAUUUAAGACAAGCUGCAAUUGAUCGUUAUAGUAAACCUGAUUCUGAUAGAUUUGUAUUUCUUCUUUGUACCAAAGCAGGGGGUCUUGGAAUUAAUCUUACAGCAGCAGACACCGUUAUUAUAUAUGAUAGUGAUUGGAAUCCACAAAAUGAUUUACAGGCUCAAGCUCGAUGUCAUAGAAUUGGCCAACAAAAAAUGGUGAAAGUAUAUCGAUUACUUUGCCGAAAUACUUAUGAAAGGGAAAUGUUUGAUAAAGCUUCUUUGAAACUUGGAUUAGAUAAAGCAAUUUUACAAUCUAUGAAUACAAGCCAAGGAGGUAAAGAUCCAAAUAAUAAGCAAUUAACCAAAAAGGAGAUAGAAGAUUUAUUAAAAAAGGGUGCUUAUGGUGCUAUUAUGGAUGAUGAUAAUGCCGGAGAUAAAUUUUGUGAGGAAGAUAUAGAACAAAUACUUGAACGAAGAACACAAAUUAUUACAAUAGAAGCAGAAAAAGGAUCGACAUUUUCAAAAGCUAGCUUUGCAUGUUCAUCUAAUAGAUCAGAUAUAAAUAUCGACGAUCCAGAUUUUUGGAAGAAAUGGGCAAAGAAAGCUGAGAUUGAUACAACAGAGAAAAAAGAAGAGGAUGAAUUAGUAAUAUCAGAACCAAGACGAAGAACGCAAAUUAAACGAUACGGCCAUGAUGAAUCUGUUGUUAUGUCAGAUCUUGAUAGUUCUGAUGAUAAUAGCGACGAUGAAACAAGUAGUGGGUUAACAGGUAAAAAACGAAGAGAUAAAUUUGGUAAGAAAACACGGAAAUUCUGUGACGAAUAUGUUCCACGAGAAGGUGAAGUAGUAUAUGGAAGUUGGGCACGAAGCGAAUGCUUUAAGGUAGAACGAGGCUUACUUACAUUUGGAUGGGGUCGAUGGGAAGAAAUUCUUCAACAUAGCCAAUUUCGUCGAGGAUGGCGUGAAGUUGAUGUAGAAGAUUGUGCACGAGUCAUUUUACUCUAUUGUCUUCGUUACUAUCGUGGGGAUGAAAAAAUUCGUAACUUUAUUUGUGAUCUUAUUACACCUGUAGAAAAUGGAGAAAAGAUCAAAACUGUAUGUGUUAACACUAGUGGACGAAAUAAUAGACAAAAGAAAAAAGGACGAGUCAGAGAAGGUAGAGAAACUCGUGGAUCAAUGAUCAAUGGAGGUCCAAAUGAUCCUAAUCAUUGGAGUAAUGCUGAAAAAUAUGAUGGAGAUAUAUUUCUUGAAAGUAAUUAUAGAAAACACUUGAGUCGUCAUGCAAAUAAAGUACUGUUACGUGUCCGAAUGCUUUAUUAUAUCAAACACGAGAUUAUUGGAGAUUUAGUUCAGCAUAUAUCUGAUGGAGUUCAUGUCAGUGCGUUGCGGAUAAACCCUCCACAGUUGACGGAACGACCAGCGAAAUGGUGGGACUCUCAAGCAGACAAAUCCUUAAUAGUUGGCUGCUACAAACACGGCUACGAGAAUUACGACCAGAUGAGGAUUGAUCCCGCGCUUUCUUUCAUUACAAGCUGCCCUCCCCCUUCCCAGACUCAGACCACACAAAAUAACAGUAGCAGCAGAGAUGAUACUAGUUUAGAGAAUGAUAUCGAAGAUGCUGAAUCUCUUGGAAUGAUAAAAGAUUCGAAAGAUUCUGAUAAAUUUAAUCGAGAAACACCUAGUGAUUCACCUGCUUUACCUAAUAAGGCAGAUACACCUGGACCUGAACCUAGUAGUAGUCAUGAAGGAAAUGAUGGCUUAUUAGAUGAUGAAAAGACUUGGCCUUCUGUGGUUGAUCUUAAUACUCGUUUACGUCGAGUAAUUUCUUCUUACCAGCGUAGCGUAAAAAAAGAGGAUGUAAAAAUAUUACAAAAAUCAAAAUCAGGAAUAGAAAGUGAUACAACUGUAAAUCAUGCAACUUCAAUAAAUGAACCACCUUUAAAUAUGCAAGGAUGGGAUUUACAACAACUUGCUAUGUAUCUUUUGAAGAUGGAAAGAAGAGAAAAAAUGGAAGCAAUGAUAAAAGAAAGAGAACGAACUCGUAUUGAAGAACAAAAGACUAAAUGGUCACGUCGUGAGGAAAGUGAAUUUUUACGAGUUGUAUCAACAUAUGGUGUUAAUUAUGAUAGAAAGAAAGCUCAAUAUGAUUGGACUAAAUUUAAGAGUAUAGCCAGAUUUGAUAAGAAAACUGACAAUGAUCUUACAGAUUAUUAUAUGUCUUUUAGAGCAAUGUGUAAAAAAGUAUGUAAUGCAAAAUUGAAUGAUGAAGAUGAUUUUUCAGACGUUCCUGUUGAUCAUCUUAGUCCUGCAAAAGCACGACAAAUACUAGAUCGAGUAGAUCUUCUAAGCAAAAUUCGCGAAGAAAUUUUAUCUCAUCCACAUUUGGAAGAAAGACUUUCAUUGUGUCAACCAUCAGGUGAUACACCUGAUUGGUGGCAACCUGGAAAACACGAUAAAGAAUUAUUACUUGGAGCAGCAAAACAUGGUUUAGGAAGAACUGAUAUAACUAUCUUAAAUGAUCCUGAUUUCUCAUUUCAUAAACUCUUAAAUAAAAAUAUAUACAGUAAUAUUCAAACAUCUAAAGUUACAGAUAAAUCUGAAAAAGCAAUUAAAAUUGAAAAUAGAGAAGAUAUAUUAAAAUUCGAUAAAGAUGAAAUACUUGUAAAAUUGGAAAAAGGUGAAGGUACUUUGAAAAUUGAAAAAGUAGGUGCAAAGAAAGAUAAAGAUAUAAAUACUAUAGACAAACGAUCAGAACAUAUGGAUUUAGAAAAGAGUCAAGUAGAAUUAACUAUUAUAAAAGCUGAAAAUAAAAAUGAAGAAAAACCUAUUAGUAAUGCACUAACUAUUACAACUGUUGCAAAAAAUAUGCCAUCAGAUAAGGAAUACAUUACUAAAAUAAAAAGUGAAGAAAAAAAUGAAGUAGUGAUAGAAUCAAUAAAGGGUGAAAUUUUUAAAACUGAUCAAGUAAUAGGAAUUAAUAAAACAGAUGAAGGAAAAAUAAGUAAUGUAACAACCAAUAUUGAAGAAACGACAUCUGUAAAAAUAGAAAAAGAGAAUCAAAAUAAAGAAAAAGAAGUUUCAACAGAAAGUGAUAAGGAUAUUCAAGAAGAAAAAUCAAAAGAAAUUCAAAUUCAAGAAAUAAAUGAAAAAAAUUUAGAACAAAAAGAUUCUAUAGAAAUAGUAGAAAAAUCGAUUGAAAAUAAUGAAAAUAACAUGUCUGAAAAUGAUAAAACUAAUAUAAAAAUAGAUAUUCCAAUUAUUAAAGAAGAAAUAGAAAUACAAGAAAGUAAAUUAAUAGAUACAUGCAAAGAUAAGGCAAAAGUAUGUAAGCUUGAAGAUAAAUGUAAUGUUCAAGCAGCAGAACUUAAAGCAAUGUUUCCCGAUUUGGAAGUUAUUCAACCAUUGUCACGAUUAACCCAAAUUGAUACGUUUGUUCUCCGUGACAAAGCAGUAGAUUAUAAUGAACCGACGGUUGUACAACUGUUAUCACAUAAUAGUAAUAAUGCUAUUAAAUGGCCAAAGGAGCAUGCAAUUGAAGCUCGUUUGAUGCAUAUUGUACAUGCAAUUGAGCAUAAAGAAUGGCCUGUAUCUAUAAAUUUUAGCGCUGGUGAUGAAUCAGAUGUAACUUCAAGUGAAAAAGAAUGUUCAGAAGUGAUAACUAUUACUACAGAUCAUGGAAUAUCACGUAAUACAACAAGUGGAAAUAAUAUUUCACAAUCUAAAAAACGUAAAAGACAUAUUGCAAUUGAUGUAGAAACUGAAAGAGCUAAACUUCAUGCAUUAUUGAACAGUAGUAACCAUACAGUUACGCAAUCACCUGCAACUUUAAGUAAACCUGCUGUAUUAUCUGGAUCUAAUACAUGGGAAAUAAAUGAUGAGUCACAGUCAGAAGAAUCGAGACGUUCAACACCGGUUCAACCACCUCCAGCACAUCAACAAACACGAACACCAAAUAUACCUUUUGAUUUAAAAUAUACAGUUCCUGGAAAACCUACUGUAAUUCCUGGAACUUCUAGCACUUUAACUCCUAUAGAUUUAUCUGCUGGAUAUCCAAAAACAAACACGGAUAAUAAUAAAGAUAUUAUGAAUGAGGUUCAAGACUUUUCAAUGCCAAAUAAAAAUAAACAAAUUAGUAGUAAUAAAGGGAAGUUAGAUAGUAUGUUAGACAAAUUAAUGAAAAGAAAAAAUUGUCCUACAGAUGAACCAAUAAUUGGAAAAGAGAAAAAACGGAGAAAACUUGAUGAAAUUGUGUUAGGAUUAAGUGCAGCAAAAGAACAACAAAGUAGUCACUAUCCUGAACAUAGUAAAAAAAAUACAAUUACACCAAAUGUAACUGUUACUCCAACUUCAGCGCCAAUAGGGCUUCCAAAUCCUCCAACAAGUACUCAAAAACCAUUUUCCAUUACUGUGACUUCAAUUCCUUCUUCACGAGCACCUUCUUCAAAUUCUACUUCUGGAUUACCACCUCCAUCUUUACAUUCACAUAAAGAUAGCUUUUCUGCUUUACUUGUUCAAGCAGAUCAACAAAAUCGAGAAUUUAAAAAACAACAACAUCAACAACAAUCUCAACAGCAACAGCAGCAGCAACAACAACAGCAACAACCAAAUUUUAAUUCAACCCAUUCAUCUUCAACAAGUACUCAUAAGAAAAGUUAUGAAGCAAUGAUUGCGGAUAUUAAUAAAGUUGCUGAAUAUUCUUCUAAAAUUGGAUCAUAUUCUCAUGAAGCUAAAGUAAAUAAGUGGUUAGCUGAACAAACUGCUAUGUCUGAACAAUUAGGUGCAGAAUAUUUAAAUGCACCUAGACGACGACGACCACGUGUUGAUCCAUCUUUAUUAGAUUGGAAAAAAUUGACUGGUGAAGAAAAUGUUGCUGUGAUUAAUAGAUUAACAGGCAAAAAGGUUACAGGUAGUAAAGCACCGCAAUUAAAACGAUUAGGUCAAUGGUUGAUUGAAAAUCCAAUGUUUGAUGUUGAUCCAAAAUGGGCUGAACUGGUAAAAGAACGUGGAAAUCUCCCACACGAUUUACAAAAAAGAUUAUCCGGAAAUGAUAGAAGUUAUGUUAAUAAGGGCAAGAGCCCAGGAAGACCACCUAUGAUGCCAAGUCCUACUAGUCAACAAUCUGCAAAUCAAGCUAAUUUAGCAGCUACAUCAAUGGCUUCAGGUUUAAACUUUCCUUCGCUCGGUAAUUUAAAUAAUUCUCUUCUGUCUGGUCUUUCUCUUGGCAAUUUUGAUCCGAAGAAUAAUCCUCUUUUAAUGCCAUUUGGUGGUUUACCUAAUCUGGGCGCAUUAAGCGGACUGGGCAAUCUCAGUAACUUAAGUAAUAUGAGUUUAACAAAUUCUUUAUUCGCAAAUCUUGCUGGUCUUGGUUUACCAUCUUUAGCAGGUAUGGAAGCUGCAUUGGGUGCAACAGCAACUAGCACAACAGCUGAGACCAAUCCUGUUGUUAGUUCUGUCAGCAGUAAGAACACAGGUUCAACUAAUAUUACUAGUGCUAGUAAAUCAUCUCGUAGUAAAUUGGAUCCUCCUACAAGUAAAUCUUCGGUGCCUUCAACUUCAUCAGCAUCGUCUACAAUAUCAACAACGACACCAUUUCCCUUCUUUUUCCCAAACCCUAGUCUUUUAUAUACACCGUUGGGUUUGGGUGGUUUAAAUCCAUUUUCCAUGCAACCGGGUGGAGUAUCAUCGGCCUAUGAAAGUCUUGCCCAAUGUGGGCUACUAAAUCCAUCCACUUCGAGUGCUUCAACAAUUCGUAAAUCUGCAUCUUCUACGAAUAAUUCGAGACAACGUGAUACAAUUACUGAAUCAACGACUAAACGAAAAGAUACAGAGAAGAAAUCUAGGUAUACUAUCGAUCCUACAAUAACAUUACAGCAGUAUACAGAUAUGACUUUACAUAAUGAAGAAAGACGUAGACUAGAACCAGAAAAACGGGAAACCGUGGAACAGAAUGAUGUAGCAGAUCUUUCUGAAAGACGUACUGAAAGGAAAAAUAAAGAACAAGAAAUGAAAGAAGCUCUGGAACAUUUAAGUAGAACUAGUGCAGAACUUUUAACAAGAAAUCUAGAAGAUCAACAACGAUUGAAUGAUAAAAGAAAUCGUAAUGAUCAUAAUCAAAGUUCAGAACAACAAACAUCAAGUAUGCUUGAGGUAACUCUUGAACCUGUUAAUAAAAAACCAAGAAUUGAAAUUGAAGUUAACACACGACCUGUAACAACUGCCGUAACAACCACUGUAACUUCAGAUAUAACAACAAUUGAAGAACAAGGAACGCGUUCAUCAAAUACAAUUAAACAAAGUUCUGUAGAAGAAAUUAAUGCAUAUAAUGAAACAUCUUUGAACACUAAUAAGAAAGAAAUAGAUGAAAUAACUGCUGCAGUAACAAGUAUUUCAACUACAGUUACAAUUGCAGUUGCAUCUACUGCCACACCUACAUCUACACCUACACGUACACCAACGCCUAUAUGUACGCCUACAUCUACGCCUACAUCUACACCUAUAUCUACACCUACACCACUGUCCAUAACUACACCUACAUCUACAACAUCGAUAACAACGGUUUUAGAAGAUGUAAUUGCAUCACAACAAAGUACUACUAAUAUUAAAAGUGAUUCAUCGAAGCUUUCAUCAGAAAUUGAAGAAGAUAAUAAAGGUACUAAAGGGAAAAAAGCGCGAAGUGGAAAACGAUUAAGUGUAGAACCUCCUCCAGAACGAAAAAAUCUUCGUUCUAGUGCUGGAAGACAAGCGAGAGCAGCGGCAGAACGACAAGCAAGAAUGGAAGGUGAACUGCAAUCAGAACAACAAGAAACUCACACAAACGAGUGAAGUGAAUUUUUUAAGUGAGUUCUAAAUAAUACUAGUGUUAAUGAUCAAAUCUUUUGUUGUUGCGAUUACUUUUCUGCAAAUUUCUGCAGUAUUCGCACAACAAUUUACAAAAAGUUAUUGAUUCAUAAACAUUUAUACAUAUAAAUGAAUCAAUAAAACAAUUCUUAAUUAAAUAGAGCACAAGUGCAUUCAAAGAACUUGAAAAAAAGAAAGAGAAACAUUAAAAUUUGAUUUUUCCUGUUUAUAUGGAAAUAAUGGGACAAAUACAAGUAAACCAUGUACACAUUACCAUUGCUAUCAUUGUGAAUGUAUAACAUUGAAGCUGUUAAGUACGAAGGCUGGCAAUAGUAUUUUAUCAUUCGAUAUAUUGUGUGGUAAUUAACUUUUAAUUAUAUAACAUUACAAUAACAAAAUAUAAUUUUGUUAAAUUUAUUAUUCUUUAUGAUCUUUAUUGGUUUUGACGAGGGACUGUUUUAUAUAACUGCUAUCUUACUAUUGCGUAGAUGCGCAACAAUUUGCGGAUCAUUCAAACAUAAGAUAUAAUCAUAAUGUAGUAAAGUAAAUCUAGUAAUAACUUAAUAAAAAACAGUGUAAAUAUUAUAUAUUAUGCCUAGAAAUUAUAAGUGAUUGUGUACUUGGAGAAAUGUAUAUAACACAGUGUACUUUUAAUUACAUUAGGUGAUACAAUAAACAGCUUUUUUUGUUGUUUGCAAAUGCCAA
Messenger RNA from Apis mellifera (honey bee), 14058 nucleotides. It is a transcript of the gene kis, whose product is annotated as chromodomain-helicase-DNA-binding protein 7. Gene Ontology annotation, molecular function: protein binding; ATP-dependent chromatin remodeler activity; ATP binding. The coding region runs from base 466 to 13338 and encodes 4290 amino acids. The record is from RefSeq and is a predicted model, not a curated record. The transcript is spliced from 24 exons. Lineage: Eukaryota; Metazoa; Arthropoda; Insecta; Hymenoptera; Apidae.